This is a messenger RNA of Cyphomyrmex costatus, 366 nucleotides long. RefSeq lists its product as uncharacterized. The transcript has a single exon. NCBI's taxonomy places the organism in Eukaryota, Metazoa, Arthropoda, Insecta, Hymenoptera, Formicidae. Bases 1 to 366 code for a protein of 121 amino acids. The record is from RefSeq and is a predicted model, not a curated record.
AUGGGCGCAAGAGCAUGGGACUACGAGGCCCUGCCGGAACUCCACUCCUCGACGGCGGUUACGCCGACCUCGACGCCACCGAGUGCGUCUCAGCAGAAAGCGCCUAGAGUGUACUUUCAAACAGAGAAUCUGGCGUCCACUAGACGAAGGAGCAGCAAUAGACUGCUGGCGCCGCAGCAGUCCUGCAGGAGACGGAGCCGCAGCAUGAGCGCCUGGAGCGAUUUGUCCAGGUCGUCCUUCAGGUUGGACGAAAGGUUCGUCGGUUUCCAGUUUGGAAACGUUCUGACUUUAUUCUAUCGUACACUUCAUAAGUUAUCGGCUUACGUUAGACAAUCUCAAUACAAGAUUAGUACGAUCUUUGCCUAA